Messenger RNA from Mugil cephalus (flathead mullet), 2214 nucleotides. RefSeq names its product transmembrane protein 182a (gene tmem182a). The record is from RefSeq and is a predicted model, not a curated record. Bases 198 to 944 code for a protein of 248 amino acids. Gene Ontology annotation, cellular component: membrane. Lineage: Eukaryota; Metazoa; Chordata; Actinopteri; Mugiliformes; Mugilidae. The transcript has 5 exons.
AACAUACACAGAGAGAUAGCAGAGGAGAGGAGUCAGUAUCCAGGAACCUGUGGAGAACCAGCAGGACAGACUCACUCAGUGGAUAUAACACAGCUCAAGAGGAGUGGCUGCUUGUGCCUCACUUUGUCACAUACACUUGCUGUAGGAAGAAAAGACUGACUGAGUCCUGCUGCCAAGUGGCUUAUCAAUCCCGGACCAUGAAGCUUAGUGUGGCGUUGUUUUUUGCAGGCUUCUUCGGGGCGUUGGCAGCUGUGUUCACACUCCUCGCUUUUGGAACUGAUUACUGGCUUCUGGCCUCAGAGACGUGCCACCCAAACCCUGACGGAUCUGUUGGCCCAGGCGGUGUGAUCAUACAGCGUGGGGAUGUGGUGGUGCAGCAGGACAGUAACAAUGUCACCUUGUACCACGAGGGCUUCUUCUGGAGGUGUUCCUUUGGGGGCGACAUGGAUGAUGAGAACCUGCUGUGGAAGCUCUGGUUCACAAAUCAGCCUCACUCCAAGGUCUGCAUGCCCGCCUACCUCUUCCCAUUCCCCGUGUCUCAUCAGACCCACAAUGCCACAGCCUAUGAGUCUGCCAUAAUCUACAGAGGCUUCUGGAGCGUCUUUAUGCUCAUCGGCGUGGCAGCCGUAGCGCUCGCUGGGUUCAUCAUCAUCUGUGCUGCUCCAUUUGCCAGCCACCACUUGUAUAAAGCGGGGGGUGGCCUCUUCCUGGCAUCUGGUCUUUCCCUGCUCUGUGUGGUGGUGAUGUACGUGCUGUGGGUACAGGUGCUGGAUGUGGUGGAGGUCUACAUAGACUCCAAGCGCUCAUCAUUGUGUCCGGGCUUCACCCUGUCCCUCCACUAUGGUCUUUCCUUCAUGUUUGCCCCCAUCGCCGUCUUCUUCUGCCUCCUGGCCGGCCUCCUUUUCCUCCUCAUAGGCCGAACCCUCCAGGCGCACUACAACUGACUUGAAGCAGCAGGUUAAAAGGAAAACACUGUAGUGUUCUUACAGACAGAUUUUGGUAUAUUCACAAUCUUCCUGCCGUGUAAAAGCAGGUCUCUGUAGAUUUCUUUUUUUUGGCAGAUUUGUGGUAUAAAUGAUCUGACCUGCUCGGACAAAAUGAAGAAAUGAAUAAAGGAUCUGAGCCCAAAAUGGCAUCACAAUUACACGCAGCAUAAGCUACUUUGAUUUGGGACAGGAUAUGCAAUUCAAAACUUAAUGCAAUUCAAAACUGAAAUAUUUAGAAAUGGUGCACAUGAAUUUUAAUCCUCUGUGUCGGUGCGUUAUGGGUUCAUGAAAUGUUGAGGAAAGACGUUGUUGAAAGAAGCAUUUUCUCUUUGCUUGGCAAUAUAAGUUAAACUGACUGUACACUGGCUGAACAAGUAGUGAAAUAGAUUUACUUAGUACUGUAAUAUAAAAUGUGCACAAUGAAAAGCAAAGUGUCUAUUUAAUGCUCUCUAUAUACAGUAAUUGGAGGCAGUGUGUUCUGACCAGCAACCUUUUCCAAACCCAUGGUAUUACAGAUAUAAUUAUAUUCAACGGUAUAUUCAAACCCCUAUAAGCAAAUUCAUCUGUAGCAUGUCAGUUUCUCAACAGCCCUACUCAAUUAUAAUAAAAAUUAAACUCUCAACACUGCAUCACAAAUGUAAAAAAAAAAAUAAAAUGAAAUGACCUCAGAAGGCCACUGCAUUUUACGUCAAAUAUUUCUCAAACAGAAGGAAAUAAUAUGCUUUUUGAGACUAUUUGCAGACGUGCAUUAAUACACAUUUUGCCGUUCUGGUCAAUGUUGACUGUAUGACAGCAGGACAGCAUGUGUGCGCCAACACAAAAUGAACUACAGUGCCCAUGUUGGCGCUGGAGUGUGGCAAAUUCAGCUCUGUUUUCAGUGGUUUUUGGACAGCUUUAACGUCCACAGAGGAGCAAUACCAAGCUCUGAACACACAGAAAAGAUUUGUUGGCACUCAGUUUAUUGUUAUUGGGUCGUUUUUAGUUGAUAGAAAGCAGAACGAUAAAUAUCGAGUUAAUCCAUAAAAUAAAUCAGUUUGAAUGUACAAUGCCUAAUAUUUUCUGCUUUUUGUGCAGUUUCUCUAUCACACUGUUGCGGUUUGAAGUGAAGCAACACGUUUGUUAAUGAUGAUACUUUAUUUUUUGUUGUAUAUGAGAUUGUGAUAUAAUGUUGUGUUCUAUCAAAUGUUUUUCAGUGACGUGUUUGAAAUUAAAAUGACAUGGUGUAGGC